AUGAGCCCCCAGGAGAGCUCUGUCCAACCUUCCCAGUUCCUCCUGCUGGUGGGGAUCCCUGUGGCCAGUGCUCUCCUUCUGGCUCAGUGUCUUCGAUGGCACUGUUGUAAGUGGCUGCCAGGGGCCUGCCGGAAGCCGGAUGACCCAGAGGAACCAGUGUCCCCAUCCACUCCAUUACCAGAGUAUGAACUCCCAAGGCAGGGCCCAGCCCCCACACCGGAGGUGGCCGCGUUCUACCAGGAACUCCACAUGCCUACCCGGGGCCAGACUGUCACCCGCCAGCUGAUGCAUAAGCUACUGGUGUUUUCUGCUCGAGAGGUUGAUCACCGUGGUGGAUGUCUGAUCCUGCAGGACACGGGCAUCUCCCUGCUCAUCCCGCCAGGUGCUGUGACUGUGGGUCGCCAGGAAAGAGUGUCCUUGGUUCUGGUGUGGGACCUGACAGAUGCCCCAUCACUGUCCCACAGACAGGGACUAGUGAGUCCUGUGGUGGCCUGUGGCCCUCACGGGGCCUCUUUCCUGAAGCCUUGCACACUCACGUUCAAGCACUGCGCCCAACAGCCAGGUCAAGCCUGUGCCUACAGCAGCAAUACCUCCUUGCUGGAUGCCAAGGACUGGAGGCCCCUGGGUCAGCCGGGGACUCAUAUCUCCAGGGACGAGUGUCGUAUCCUGCUCUCUCACUUUAGUCUCUACACCUGUGUUCUGGAGGCGCCCCAGGGCCAGACAGCCCGCAAGUGGCUGCAGCUGGCGAUGUUCUGCUCCCCACUGGCACCAGGACAGACACACCUGCAGCUGCGCGUCUACUUCCUGAACAACACUCCCUGCGCCCUGCAGUGGGCUAUCACCAAUGAACAGCCGCACGGAGGACGCAUGCGUGGGCCGUGCCAGCUCUUCGACUUCACUGGGGCCAGAGCAGACCAAUGCCUGAAGCUCAAGUACAUCUCUGAAGGUUGGGAGAAUGUGGAUGACAGCAGUAGCCAGCUGGUUCCGCAUCUCCACAUCUGGCACGGAAAGUGCCCCUUCCGUUCUUUCUGCUUCCGGAGAAAAGCAGCCAAUGGGAAUGAAGAGUGCUCGGCAUUAACCAAUGAGAUCAUUGUCACCAUGCACACCUUCCAGGAUGGCUUGGAAACCAAAUACGUUGAAAUCCUCAGAUUCCAAGCAUCAGAGGAAGAGACCUGGGCGGUGCCCCCUCCUGUCUCCCAGCCACCCCUGUGCAACAGGCUGCCCCCAGAACUCUUUGAGCAGCUGCAGAUGUUGUUAGAGCCCAACAGUGUCACUGGGAAUGACUGGCGCAGACUGGCCUCCCACCUGGGGCUCUGUGGCAUGAAAAUCCGGUUCUUGUCCUGCCAGCGCAGUCCCGCCGCGGCCAUUCUGGAAUUGUUCGAGGAACAGAAUGGCAGCCUGCAGGAGCUGCACUACCUCAUGACCUCCAUGGAGCGGCUAGACUGCGCCUCUGCCAUCCAGAACUACCUGAACCGGACUCCCCGGGGCAGCCCUGCCAGGUUGCACGGAGGCACCUGGGAGAACCGUGGCCUAGAGCUGGAUGAGAAACUCUAA
Messenger RNA from Mus pahari (shrew mouse), 1554 nucleotides. It is a transcript of the gene Unc5cl, whose product is annotated as unc-5 family C-terminal like. The record is from RefSeq and is a predicted model, not a curated record. NCBI's taxonomy places the organism in Eukaryota, Metazoa, Chordata, Mammalia, Rodentia, Muridae. Gene Ontology annotation, cellular component: membrane. The transcript is spliced from 8 exons. Bases 1 to 1554 code for a protein of 517 amino acids. Gene Ontology annotation, biological process: positive regulation of JNK cascade; positive regulation of canonical NF-kappaB signal transduction; netrin-activated signaling pathway. Gene Ontology annotation, molecular function: netrin receptor activity; protein binding.